Rhizophagus irregularis DAOM 181602=DAOM 197198 is the source of this 2172-nucleotide messenger RNA. The record is from RefSeq and is a predicted model, not a curated record. NCBI's taxonomy places the organism in Eukaryota, Fungi, Glomeromycota, Glomeromycetes, Glomerales, Glomeraceae.
AUGUCGUUAAAUUGUUUGGUUCUAGGCGAAACUUCUUUUAAAAAUGUUUUCUCUGUUGACAUUGGCAAUAAAAACAUUGUUGAUGGUGAAAUAAUCGACAGUAGCAAUUUAAAAAUUUCACACCUUAAAACGCAUAUCUGGAAUGAGAAAAAAGACGCAUUUCAGAUUAAGGAUCCUGAUAGCUUGAAUCUUUGGAAAGUUGAUAUCAGUGAAGACAAUGAAUACAAACUUAAAGAUGUUUCUACUGAAAAAGAUAUUGAAGUUAAACUUAGUGGUGAGAUGUUGAAUCCUAACAGAAAGUUUGAGUUCUAUUUUCCACAUUUGAAGAAUACAAUUAACAUUCACAUCAUCGUACAAGUGCCCGCUGCUACUGGUAAAGUGUCUCCUAAUGUUUUACCUCUCGAACAAGAAGUAAUAGAAACUUUUACAAGUGCAAGGAAAAGAAAAUGGGCAGUUAAUAGUGCAAUUCUACAACAUGAACGGGAUAUAUUCUAUUAUGUUGAACCGGAGGGAAAUGAUGCAAUUCUUGAAUCGAUAUGGAGGCAUGAAAAUAUUGCAUUGUAUGGUGCACGGGCUUCUGGAAAAACUACACGGGCGCAACAAAUUAGGAAACUGUUGGAGAAUGAAGGUUUUAUUUGCAUUUAUGUAAGUCUUAAGCAAGUUAAUAUAGAAACUGAGGAAAGUUUCUGGAUGACAUUAGGCUCUUGUAUCGAGCAAUAUGCUUGUACUCACAUCGAUUUCAAAUCUGCCAGUGUUUUUGAAUCGGUUGAUGAUAUGAAAAUAAUAUCUUCUGACUAUUUUCAUCUUGUAUUUAUGAAAAGAAAUUGGAAUAGUAACGUUGUUAUCAUCAUUGAUGAUUUUGAUAAAAUGUGUGAAGCGAAUGAUGAUGUUAAAAUCUCGUGUCUAGCAAAUUUUCGUUGCAUUAGAAACUCAAGAUAUAAUUAUGCUAUCGGAUCUAUUAUUGCCAUUGGCACCUCCUCCAGGAUUCUAGAUUUAAAUCCUAUAACAAUGGUGACAUCACCCUUUAGUUUUAGCGAGACAUUCCAGAAUCCAAAUUUCACAUUUAAUCAAGUGCAGGACUUAUAUAGAAAGUUUGCAACAGACUAUGACUUUACCAUUGAUCCGGAGGUCAUCAAGGAUAUAUAUAAACAGACAAGCGGGCAUGCUGGCCUUGUCUGCCUUUUCGGACAUUUUAUCCAGAAUAAAUUACUUGAGAAAAUUGGCAAAGAUAAUGUGCUUACUUUUUCAAGCUGGUUUACCUUUUCCAUUAAUUCAUUGCAGAAGGAUAUACUUGAUCAUGCUACCUACAGAAAAAUGAUCGAAAUGCUUAAUAAAACGAAUGCCAAGCCUGCCAUUGAUCUUCUUCGAACUAGAUUCCUGGGAUUUUUUGAUAAUGUGAGGAUCUUCUCUGAUGAAGGAGAAAAACUAGAAUUCUUGGUAGAUGAGGGUGUGCUAAUUGAGGGUAAAAAUUAUUUAUCCGAGUUUAAGAUGUCAUCUGCUUUUGUAGAUGGGCUGAUUCAGCGACAAGUUAUUCCUAAUGUGUACAAGUCUUCUCCGGAAAGUGCAGUUCCUCAAAAAGAUGAUGAUGACGAAUCCCUGGAUAUUCUCAACAUUUUACAGACAGCCAUCCAGUUCUUUGACAAAGACAUCAUUUCUAAUGCAGUUAAUUUUGCAAAUAAUUUGUAUACAGGAAGUCAAAAAAAUAUGUGUGCUCCCCGAGAAAGUGUUUAUAGUACAGAGCUGAACAGGAUCCUAGUUAAUUGGCUUAUCAAGAAAAGUGGUUAUGAGGUUACUGGACGGCAUCUGGUAAAAAGUUAUGGUGACAAAGAAGGUAAAUACAAAUAUAGCAGCAAUAUAGUAAUUAUAACUGAGCAUCAAAAAACUGUUCUUGAGCUUUUAGCCACUGCAACAGAAAAAGAACUCAAUGAACACUCCGAAAGGGUGCUUGAGUAUGCUGAAAAACUAUCUGUGAAUGAUAUUUGGUUAGUACAUUUUACACGUGAAGAUGGUUAUGCAAAUCAGAAACUUCAGUGGCCAUCUGAUAAUAGAAUUAAUGUUGUACACUUCUUUCAUGACUCAAAGUUUGAGAAUGUACUAAUGAAUGUCCGAUACAUAGAUAGCUCUGGUACCAUUAAAUAUAUUGUAGAUCAGGUUAUACCAUUACAAUCUUAA